UGCUUGAAUUACAUACAUAGAUAGUGGGAGCACAUUGUAGCGAUAUAUUCAGAUGAAGCCCUCUGGUUCUGGUCCAUGAUCUCCACUUGAAGUGUCUUGGCCGUGAUCGUGACGGUCUUGUCGGCGGUUAAUGCCCGGGAUCGGACAGUCGGAGUCGUCGCGCACCCGCUUUCUCCAACUCAGUCUUGCCUCGCAGUGAUGUGACUGUAUUGACUGAUUGCGCCUCAAACGUCGCCGGUUGCGGAGAUGUGUAGGCAUUGAUGUCCCACGAGUUUCCAAUGUGCCUGACAUUUACUCCGACGUCCUCAUGCGCGACGCGAUGCCGAAUGUUCCGCAGGUUCACUCCGAUCGUAAGGUGUAGAGACCUAGCCCAACCAGUUCAAGCGAUUCCAGGGAAAUCCCAUCCACUGAGGAGCGCCUCGUCCGGGUGCGGAAGAGAAGAUGCGGUACAUCUUGUUGAUGCCUGAGCCAUUUCCCAGUUAUGCGCAUGCCCUAGACGGAAGACCGGGUACUUUGUUUCUUGCGUUCGGCGCCACCCGCCUUGAUAUCAUCUACGGUGAUGCAGAAAUCGAUUUCGCGCAGGUUAAACGGAUGAACGUUCGUCGUCGUGCAAUGGAGUUUGCCUGGCCAGCGUUCCGGUUUCCACUGAAAGCUUCCGGGCGCUCGCAAACAAAAGUCCAGGAAACCCUAGCCGGCCAAAGAACAUCUCGCGUCAGAUCGAGGCGAAAGAGCUUUAGAGAAGUAGUGUCGACACAGCGAUUGAACGGGCAUCCUGCGGUGCGAGACGGUCGUUGUGAUCAACAUCCUCCUGUCGCGUUAUGGCAGGAGGCAAACACCCGUCGCUGCCUCACUAGCUUCGGUAUCCUCACCUCAAGUUCGACGCAACUCUCGGACAAUCGACAUGGUAUUUUCCUCAUCACACCUAUGAUCCCGACAAGAACAUCCGUGAACGUGUGCCACUCGAUCAAUGUUGGACAGAAGUCGCCAUGCGCGGCGGAUUGCGGUCUUCUGGUUUGUAGGUAUCGAAGUGCCACCUUGGAGUUCCAUGGCCGCCACCGCUUGCCGCGCCCACCGCAAUUGGAAGAAUUGAGUGUGCUCUUCGCGUGUCCAUUGCCACCUCCGACUGUGGUGGAGGAACUCAAGGAAUGUCAUAUCUCCCUCUGGUAUAUUCACCCUUGGUGGUUCGGUGAUGGGCCAAAAGGGUGGUGGCGGGGGGGGGGGGGUGGCAAGUCGUCAACAUCGUCCAACUCUCUAUCCCCAUUUCCGUCCAGAUCCAACAUCUGCAUGGCAUCUUCAAUCUCACGAUCGUCCUCGGCAUCGUAAUCCUCCUCAAACGGCCAAUACUCUGGCCCAUCUUCGUCAUCCCGCUCGUCAUCCCGCUCGUUAUCCCGCCGCUCGUCAUCCCGCUCGUCAUCCCACUCGUUACCCCGCCGCUCGUCAUCCCAAUCCUCUUGAGCAGCCUGAUGUUGUUCGUCUGACCGACUAGAAUCACAAGAUGACGACUGAUGUGAUCCCGACCCCAUCCCCGCCCUCCCCGCACA
Molecule: messenger RNA, 1541 nt
Organism: Fimicolochytrium jonesii
Lineage: Eukaryota; Fungi; Chytridiomycota; Chytridiomycetes; Spizellomycetales; Powellomycetaceae
Exons: 1
Coding region: 442-1323 (293 amino acids)
Source: RefSeq, a predicted model, not a curated record